AGAGAUUCCGAGUCUCAACAUGAUAUCAUAGAUCUGGCUGUAACAAAUCACCCGCUCGUUUACUUGCGUUGCCUUUCCUUGUCUUGGCUUACCUAGUUACCUUACUCCCUGGGUUACUCCGAUCCAAAUUCCAUACAAAACCACCACCAACGAAAUCCCGGGACUCAAACCUUCCGUCUUCCGCCAGAUCAAGGGCCGCGAUUCACUUCCUCCCUCUGCCAUGAGUUCUCCGGCAGUUUCAGUAGGAACAAGCGCAUUCGGCGGAUUUACAAGGCUAUGCAAGGGUCUCGCGGUGGUGCUUUUCGUUGGACACGUUCUGGUUCAGCUUUUACCUUCAGCAGUUUCUUACCUCGCUCUCAUUCCCGCCAGGACGAUUCCUUUUGCUUGGAAUCUCAUAACAGCCGGUUAUAUUGAGCAGUCAAUAUAUGGGGUUGUUAUCAGCAUUCUUGGCCUUCUUUUCAUGGGGAAGUUGCUUGAACCAAUAUGGGGUUCCAAGGAGUUUCUGAAGUUCAUCUUUAUUCUUAACUUUCUAACUUCUGUAUGUGUUUUUAUCACUGCUAUUGCCUUGUACUACGUAACAAGGCAAGAAGAUUACCUUUAUAUGCCUCUUUCUGGUUUCCAUGGAGUUCUAUCAGGCUUCUUAGUUGGUGUCAAGCAAAUUGUACCUGAUCAAGAGCUGCCUUUAUUGCGAAUUAAAGCAAAGUUGCUUCCAUCACUUAUGCUAUUAAUUGCCAUUGCCAUAAGCUUCUUUACACCUGAGUCAGCAACAUAUCUGCCAACUUUGAUAUUUGGUACUUAUAUUGGCUGGCUCUACCUUAGAUACCUACAGAGGAAACCAGAAACAAAGCUUAGGGGUGAUCCAAGUGAAGAUUUUGCAUUCUCUACUUUCUUCCCUGAAAUUCUUAGACCUGUCAUUGAUCCCAUUGCUUCAAUAUUUCAUCGGAUGCUUUGUGGAAGAUCUGAGGCUUCUGCAGAAGCUCAUGGUUACACCUUGGGAGGUGCACCAUUACCUGGCUCUGACCCCAUUGAGGCAUCUAGAAGGAGAGAAAGAGGGGCGAGGGCAUUGGAGGAGAGAUUGGCAGCUGAGAGGUUGGCUGCUGUACAAGGUGCAGAAGAGUCUAAGAAAGAUGGCGAUGACAACGUUUGACUCAGACCUUCAACAUCCAUUCCAGAAGAUUUAUUGACGACUAUCAGAGGGUAUGCGGUGUUUGGUGCAAAAUCCUUUUUGUGGACUCGGUUGACAGUUUUGUUAUCUUAUUAUGUGGAUUAUGAUCCUCAUGGUACAGUGAAGUUGCUUCCCUCUUAUUUUUUCUCUUUCCUUUGAAUUCUUGUCUUGCAUCUUCUGAACAAUUAUUCAUCCCUUCCUGCCUUUACGCACUAUAGAAAUAGGUUAGAAAUGUGAAAAAUUUGGAAGCUUCGGAUAUCUUACCUUUGUACCAAAAUAUAAUCAAAAUCCUCUUUUUCUGUUCCUUCUCUGGUGUUCAAUGAUGAUGGAAAUCAAAACCAACACAAAGCAGACCACAGCAACCGCCCAUGUCGGAGUUUCCUCCAUGGUACGCUCCUUAGCUAACACCGCCAUGAAAACUUACUUGAUCAGCUUCAAUUUUCCCUGUUCUGCUAUGUUUCUCAGACAACUUGAUGGAAAGAAUUGGAAUUAGGGCAAGGUAAAGAUGAUGAGACAGGGUAUAGUAAUUAAUGGUCCUACAAGUU
Messenger RNA from Rubroshorea leprosula, 1710 nucleotides. The record is from the annotation of a GenBank genome assembly. Lineage: Eukaryota; Viridiplantae; Streptophyta; Magnoliopsida; Malvales; Dipterocarpaceae.